CUCUGGUACAGAGACGAAGCUUAAUUACUAAGUGAAGACCAAAUUCGACCUCGGAAUGUUGCUGUUUCUGUUGUUGUUAUCGGCCGUUGGAGUAGCAGUGAGCGAACAGUGUGAAGCGGAUCUACAAGAUGGUGAAGAUUUCAGCUACGGAGAUACUACCUCACAAGCUCCUGGUCCAUCAGAUUGGUAUAUAAAAUGGGAACGAUGUGGUGGUAAUCGGCAAUCUCCGAUCAACAUCGACACGACUCGGGUGAGAGAGAGAAAGUACCGAACUCUGAAAAUAGAAUUCGACAACUCCGGAGGCCUGGUCGCUGGAGACCUGGAAAACAAUGGAAACUAUCCCACUUUUUCUGUUGAUAAGAGCAAAGGAACAGCGAGACUUAAAGGAAGUCGGCUUACAGACACGUACGUACUGAAAGGGUUCCACGUGCACUUCGGAUGCGAAAACGAUCGGGGAUCGGAACACACUCGUAAUGGCCGACGUUAUUCUGGCGAGGUUCAUUUUCUCUUUGAAGAUCCAAGUGGACGAUAUGCAGUCGUAGCCUUUUGGCUCAGGCAUUCUACUACGAAAGAAAACGUGAUUCUAGGAAGGUUUGCAAAUCAGCUGGAAAAGAUUAAAGAAGUCGAUCAGUCUACGGAAAUAAAGAAGGCGAUUGGAAUUACUCUGAUGGAUCUUAUACCACACAAAAGUCGGCAACGAAAAACCUUGAUAUUGGCAGACUAUUACUACUAUAAAGGCUCCCUAACCACCCCUCCCUGCUGCGAAAAUGUGUCAUGGUUCAUUUUGAAACCAAGAGUUCCUAUUACGGACUAUGAGCUGUCGCAGUUCAGGACAUUGGAGGGCCGUUAUCCCAAGGACCCCCCGGCCAUGUGUGACAACUACAGACCACUUCAGCCGCGGAAUGGCCGCCGAGUUUAUUCCGUCACUAACUUGAAGUAAUGAAAUGAAAUUGUAAAUUUCAUCA
Pocillopora verrucosa is the source of this 965-nucleotide messenger RNA. Its product is annotated as carbonic anhydrase 2. The record is from RefSeq and is a predicted model, not a curated record. NCBI's taxonomy places the organism in Eukaryota, Metazoa, Cnidaria, Anthozoa, Scleractinia, Pocilloporidae. Gene Ontology annotation, molecular function: carbonate dehydratase activity; zinc ion binding.